This is a messenger RNA of Pygocentrus nattereri (red-bellied piranha), 2352 nucleotides long. RefSeq names its product glutamate-rich protein 1. Lineage: Eukaryota; Metazoa; Chordata; Actinopteri; Characiformes; Serrasalmidae. The transcript has 6 exons. The record is from RefSeq and is a predicted model, not a curated record. Bases 339 to 1313 code for a protein of 324 amino acids.
CCUCCGCCAUCUUAGUAAGGUCACUUUUAGCUAUUUAGCGAGCGUUUAAAGCGUUUUAGGCUUUUUUUCUGUACUGACACUAAAUUUAUUUGCACAUUUUAACCAUUUGUAUAUAUGGCUUGUCAGUGAGUGUGGCAUUUCAGGGGUCUUUAUAACCGUAUUUGUCCCUUUUCGUCGUCAGAGUUAUUAGCUUGCAGGCUAGCAGCAAACAUCUUGCUAUUUAGUUAGCUUAGUUAGCUGGCCAGCUAGCUAGUGAGCUAAAUAAAAUGGCAAUUCCAGCAAAGUUUGUUCCAUGAAUUAAGUCAAAGAAGAAGGACAGAGUAAAUCCAGGUGGCAGUAUGUCGCUUAGAAAAGACGUUUUCCAAGCGAAAGUGCUUCAGAGACUCUACCCUGCUGCCCCAAAGGCAGAAGUGCUGGACUCUACUGCCCACAGCCCUGAACCAGCUUCAGCUCCUAGAAGAGUUAAAGAGAAGCCAAAUAAAGAGACUGGUAGCAUUGGAGUGAGUGAUUUAGUAGGCAAGAAAGUGUACACUGUUCUCCCUCCUCCAGAAGACUACAGGCUUACCAGUGGAGGUGAAAACCCAGAACCCAUCAGUGCUGCCGACGGGACGGCUGUCGAUCUUUCAGAUUCAGAAGACAGUGAAGCCCCUGAAGAUGAAGGCCAUGUGAGGAAGAGAAGAAAGCGAAGGAGGAAGAGAAAGGCUGAUGAUGCCGGUGCUGGGAGAACAUCCACCCCCCCACAAGAGGGUGCUCAGGGACAAGCAGAAGAAGCUGAGGGGAAAAAUGGACAGAAGUUGGAGGUCUUUGAGAGCCAGAAGGAGCGGCUCAGCAAAAGCAAGAAGAGGAAGAUGAAAAAGAAACGGCAGAGAGAGAAGCUCCGCUCCCUCGGCCUGGCUCCUCAGUCCAGGCCUCUGGAGUUUACCUACAGACAGAACGAGGGAGAAGAGGAGGAGGAAGAGAAUGAUGAAGGAAACAGCCAAAAAGUAGAAGAGGUUCUGGACUUCCUUCGAACCACUUGGGACAUCUACCUUUCAGAUCAAUCCUGUACUGCAGGCAAAUCCUCUCUUUCUCUGAGCACAGCGGAGUCACUGUUCACUUGUCUGUCGGAGGGGAUGGCGCCCCCUGCUGCUGUCUCCGGUCUGUGCAUACUGAGGGCCCUGCUUUGCCAAAGGGAUGUGGAGCAGUUAAACAAGGCCCUGCAGGAGUUCAGCCACACCUCCACACUGACCACAGAUGAAACUGUCUUAGUCUGCACUCUCUUCCACUACUGGAUAACAGAAGUUCUUCCCAUGCAGACAGAAAAGAAGACGUGACGGGGCAGACAGCUUGUUGCAGGAGAUCCAGCAGUUGGGUUCCAACACCAAACAAACACACCUGAUCCAAAAAUAUCAAGGUUUUCUGGACUGCCUUAACAUUGCAGAUACGAAUAGCCAACCCUAUACCUGAGGACAUUUUAUGGAUACAGUAUUUGGACACUUCAACCAUUUAACAAUUGGUAAGCUUUAAUGACCUUUGAGGUUGUAAAAUAAAAUGUUUAACAAGAUGAUGUGUUUCAUAGAGAAACACUUUUAGCACAACAUCAAACAGAUUAGAGUAGACUGUAUGUGGGGAGAAAGGCUGGUGAAGAUCUCCAACCAGGCUGCACUAAGAGCUCUGUAAAGCACAGAGGAGGAAACAUCGAAGUCUGGGGCUAAUUUUCUUUGCUUGCAUUGAUGGGGUCAUGAACUUUAAUGUGUACAGAGGCUUUUUGGAUGCAGACCUGCAGACGUCUUCAGAGACACUCCUCAAGCGAUAACAGCUUAAAACAUAACAGCCUCCUUUUAAAAGAAAACUUCACCAAAAAUAAAAUGAUGAUCUUGAAAUGUUCUCUUUUAAAUAAAUGCAACUUGGUUUGAGAGUCUUGCGGUGCAAAUGUCCACAUAAUGGGUAAAUACAAUUACUGCAAAAAAUGAUGUGGACAUUUGUACCUCAAGACUCUGAAUUAUGGCAGUGUAUUCACUGCAAUCUCAACCUGAAGACCUUCAUUUUUUUUCCAAACCUAGGUGAAUUUUACUAGGCCUUGAUUAAAGUAGCUUGGAUGCAGAAUACCCACUAAUAAUGUUUUAGUCCUGGUCUAGGUCUAAUCUGUUUAUGGAAACAGGAUAAACAGGUUGCAAAAUCUAGUAUUUGUUUAUUAGGGCCGGACUGAUGUGAACAUUUUGUGGCCAAUACCGAUUUUAAGCAUGAUUAUAUCAGCUGAUUUAAGUGUGUAUUUAAACUCCAGUAUUUUUAGGUAAACAAUGUUUUACUGACACGUCAGUUGUCAAUUGUCACCACUUAAACUCAAAUAAACAGCAGAAAGUCAGUCCUAAA